AAAAGCAAUACUUUAUCUGCGCAUUUUGGUAUAUUUCUGUCGGUUCACGUGUCGGUUUAUUGACAGAGGGGACAUAACUUGUCUGUUACUCCACCAGUGAAACAUCAACUCCACCCAGCAUCUUUCUCAAAAAUCCAUUUUGGUGGAUUAUGAUUGAUCUCCAUCUUCAACCACUUUCACCACCAAACUCAAUCACUCUUCUUCUUCAUUGUCCUUCUUCACCAAAAAAAAGCCUUCAUUGUCCUUCUCUCUCCUAUCUGCUUAAGCUCUUGGCCAUGAGAACCCUCCUCGGAUUCUACAUCCUCUGUCUCUUACUCGGACAAGAUCUUCCCUUCUUACUUGCAGAUGACGUCACCCAAAACCUCUGUUUCUCAACUCGUUUAUCUGACUUCCUCCCACCUCCGUACAGCAACAUCUCCGACUCCAUGCCGUGUACACCUCUCUGGAACACAUUCGUCUUAAGGUACUCUGAAAACAGAGACAAUGUAAUGACAAUCAUAGUCUCGGCUUUGUAUACAACCGGGUGGGUUGGAGUUGGAUUCUCUAAAGACGGGAGGAUGGUGGGAUCGAGUGCGAUGGUGGGGUGGAUUACGAAGAAGGGUCAUGCUAAAAUAAAGCAAUACUAUCUUCAAGGAACAGAGAGAGACCAAGUUGUGCCGGAUCAAGGAGAGUUACAGUUGCAGAAAGUUCCUCCUGUGGUGGCUCUUCAUGGAGCAAUGAUUUACUUGGCUUUUCAGGUUAAGUUUAGUGUUAAAUUGCCUCGUAGAGCAGUGAUUCUUGCGUUUAGUACAGCUUAUCCUUCGAAGCUUGGGCGUUUGAGUAAGCAUGAUGAUAAAACUACUGUCAUCGUCGAUUUCUCUAAAGCAAAUGGAGUAACAACGUCUAUAGAAACGCCAGCAUCUACGGAGAAGACAAAACAUGGAGUAAUGGCGAUACUCGGAUGGGGUUUCUUACUUCCUCUAGGGGCAUUCCUGGCAAGAUAUCUCAGACAUAGAGACCCUCUUUGGUAUUAUCUUCACAUCGGUAUUCAGUUCACUGGAUUUAUCUUCGGUUUAGCCGCUGUUAUUCUCGGGAUUCGGCUUUACAAUAGGAUACAACCAGAUAUACCUGCACAUCGAGGCAUUGGGAUCUUUCUUCUAAUCCUCAGCAUUCUUCAGGUUUUGGCUUUCUUUGCACGGCCGCAUAAGGAGACAAAGAUGAGGAGAUAUUGGAAUUGGUAUCAUCAUUGGAUUGGGAGAAUCUCUUUGUUCUUUGGAGCAGUGAACAUUCUUCUUGGGAUUCGAAUGGCGAAUAGUGGGGAAGAUGGAUGGAAAAUUGGAUAUGGGUUUGUUUUGGCAGUGACAUUACUUGCUUUUCUUGUUCUUGAAAUAUUCAGGAUUCGUGGCUCUAUUGGUUCACCUUCUUCUCACACACCUCCUCCUUUUGAGACACAUCCAAGUUCUACUAGUAGUAGUGUCUGAUUCAAUAUCAUUUGUCUUUUGUCAUUCCUUUGUUUAUGUACAUACUUUUUUUUUGGAUUUUUGUUGGGUGAAGUAAUUUUGUUGAGUGAAAUUUGUGUUAGGCUAGCCUGGUGGAAUUUUUUUUUAUUUUGUUGAGUGAAGUAAGGUUUGUCAUUUUUUUUUAAUCUCUUUUUGUUGUCAUUUUGACUUGUAAAGUGGAGUUUUCAAGGUUGCUCUUCAUAUUUUGAUUUUUUUUUGGAUUCUUCAAAAAUGUACAAAACUAAUCUGAGAGAUUAUAUUGAACUUUUC
Molecule: messenger RNA, 1748 nt
Organism: Eruca vesicaria subsp. sativa (arugula)
Lineage: Eukaryota; Viridiplantae; Streptophyta; Magnoliopsida; Brassicales; Brassicaceae
Source: the annotation of a GenBank genome assembly